Molecule: messenger RNA, 829 nt
Organism: Lindgomyces ingoldianus
Lineage: Eukaryota; Fungi; Ascomycota; Dothideomycetes; Pleosporales; Lindgomycetaceae
Product: DUF1640-domain-containing protein
Exons: 3
Coding region: 9-827 (272 amino acids)
Cellular component (GO): mitochondrion
Source: RefSeq, a predicted model, not a curated record
CUCCUGCAAUGCAGACUCCUGCGAUUCCACGAUUCCUUCUUCCAAGACUCACCUGGAGUCGGCGGGUCCUCCACCCAACCGGUGUUAGAAGCCUCUUGGAGGCUAAUCGGCGUCGAGCCCCGCCUCCGGCAACUCAACAAUUCACGCGCGCGCAAUCUACCUUUACCACGAAAACCGUUCCGUUUAUUAUAUUGCAUAGGUGUCCACGAUUGCAAAUUCUAUCUUCGCUAGGCCUGCCGGUUUUCGAAUUUCGACGGAGCUUCACUGCUACCGCUGCUCCGGCGCGAGACCACCAUUUCGAUACGCUCAAGUGUGUGCAGCGAUUGAAAGAUGAGGGAUUUACAGAAGAACAAGGGGAGGCUGUGAUGAGAGUUCUCAGCGACGUAAUUGAGGAGAGCAUACAGAACCUUACCCGAACCAUGGUUCUCCGUGAAGACCAGGAAAAGGCGGCAUACACCCAGAAAGUCGACUUUGCGAAGUUGCGCUCCGAACUCAUGACUGCGGACUCGACGGAGUCCUCCCUUACCCGUGCAUCCCAUGAGCGAUUGACAAACGAGCUGGCCAAGUUGAACUCGCGGCUACGGGACGAGAUACAGCGGACACAGGCGUCGGUUCGAUUGGACCUCAAUCUUGAGAAGGGUCGCAUACGAGAGGAGGCCAAUGUGCAGGAGCUGAAGAUCAAGGAGACAGAGACACGCAUCGAGCAGGAGACGGCGCAACUGCGGGAGAGGCUUGAGGCAGUCAAGUUCUCAACACUCCAGUGGCUGAUGGGCGUUUGCACGGGAACUGCGGCUCUUAUGUUGGGUGUUUGGCGUUUGCUGAUGUGAAG